AUGCUCGGACCCAGUGACCACGCCCAGAGUAUUGGAUGGGGUGAAGCCGAGCAAAAGAUUUUGGGAAUGCGGUGGCAGCCAGCCACGGACGACUUCAAGUUUCGAGUGAAGUACCACAAAGUUGCCCCCAUCGUAUCCGAUGGGAAGAGAAUUGCCACAAAAAGGGAAUUCUUGAGUAUGGUCAUGUCACCGUUUGACCCCUUGGGAUUUCUGUGUUGCUUAAUGGUAACAGCGAAGCUGUUGUUGCGAGAAGUCUGGAGAAAGAGGAUCUUGUGGGACGAGCCACUACCGGAUGAGAUGUACAACGCCUUUAUGGAUUGGCGUAAGGAAAUGAAUAAAGUGGAAAACUUUCGGAGCCCACGUCACUAUUUUGGAUCUGGACUGGUGAAGACGAUCGAGAUGCACGUUUUUGUGGAUGCGAGCCAGUCGGCAUUCGCGGCAGUGGUCUACUGGAGAAUCACGUAUGAAGACGGCGACGUGCAAUCAGGCAGGACCAUAGUGACAGUGCUGCGUUGGAUUGGCAGCACCCACAGGCGCUACAAACAGUUCGUGGGGAACAGAGUAGCCGAGAUUCUGGAGUCAACGAAGGUGGCCCAAUGGAGAUGGCUACCGUCCGCCGACAACGUGGCGGAUGAUGCGACAGAAGAUGAAGAGGAAAUGCCGAGUGAGUUUGUGCUCGUUGGCACGAGGGACACGUUUAUAUCCUUGCAGAGAUUCUCAAGCUACAGGCGAUUGUUGAGGACUACGGCCUGGGUCCUAAGGUUCACACGUCGAUGCCGUGGACAACAAGACGAGCUUGAGAACUGCGGCCUCACUGCAGUUGAGUGUGAAGCAGCUGAGAACUUGUUAGUCCGUAUAGCACAACGUGAGGCGUUCCCCGACGAGAUGCAGGCCGCAGAGAAUGGCCUGGAUGCCGCUAAAGGAAGCGAAAUAUGUGGACUGGCGCCAUACCUAGAUGGCAAUGGAGUCCUGCGAGCGUAUGGCAGGAUUGAUGCGGCGCUAUGUUUGCCGUACAGUACGUCUCCCACCGACACGGUCUCACGGAGAUGA
Molecule: messenger RNA, 1050 nt
Organism: Drosophila bipectinata
Lineage: Eukaryota; Metazoa; Arthropoda; Insecta; Diptera; Drosophilidae
Source: RefSeq, a predicted model, not a curated record